AUUCUUCUUCUCUUUUGUAAGAUAUAGUACUUUUCUUUACAAAGAAGUUUAGAUUGACCCUAUUCUCCAUAACUGCAGGUAAAGAAGAAAAGAAGAUGAUCGAGGUGAAACAAAUUGAUAGGAAAAACAAUAAUUUUGCAUACAGCUUCUGUGAUCAUGUGAAAAUGGGGACGAAGUUUUCAGAGACAGUGAAGGGGAAGUUGAGUUUGGGGGCAAGAAUUAUUCAACAAGGAGGGAGGGAAAAUAUUUUCAAGCAAGUGUUUGGAUUGGGAGAAAACGAAGAAUUAUUGAAGGCUUCACAAUGUUAUUUAUCAACAACUUCUGGUCCUAUUGCUGGAUUGUUAUUUAUUUCUACUGAGAAAGUUGCAUUUUGCAGUGAAAGAUCCAUUACUUUCUCUUCCUCUGAUGGCCAAUUAAUUAAUUCUCCGUACAAGGUUAUGAUACCCAUAAGGAAGAUAAAGAAUGUUCAUGAAAGUGAGAACUUGAACAAGCCAGAGAAGAAAUACAUAGAAAUUGUGACAGUGGAUGACUUUGAGUUUUGGUUUAUGGGUUUCUUGCGCUAUGAAAAAGCUUUCCGAAAUCUUCAGAAGGCCAUUGCCAAGGCCAAUCAAAUUGUAAGGUAAAUUAAACUCAAGAAACAAAGUUCAAUGAGCAAGAAGGAAUUUCCCAGGUGCAUUACUGAAAAAACUUUUAUUGAAAGGAUCUUCAACUUCAAGCCUCCUUGAACAUGA
Pistacia vera is the source of this 731-nucleotide messenger RNA. Its product is annotated as putative GEM-like protein 8. NCBI's taxonomy places the organism in Eukaryota, Viridiplantae, Streptophyta, Magnoliopsida, Sapindales, Anacardiaceae. The transcript is spliced from 4 exons. Bases 96 to 623 code for a protein of 175 amino acids. The record is from RefSeq and is a predicted model, not a curated record.